AUGGGACGGAUUUUGGGGUUUUGUGUGGGGAAGGGCGACGGAUGGGUACAGUUUACACCAAAGGGCGCGUCAUCAUGCGACAUGUCUCGUUGUGCACCUAAGGAGAGAAUCGAUCCGAUGAAGGACACUGAUACCGUCAAGCUGACACUUUGA
Molecule: messenger RNA, 153 nt
Organism: Peronospora matthiolae
Lineage: Eukaryota; Oomycota; Peronosporomycetes; Peronosporales; Peronosporaceae
Source: the annotation of a GenBank genome assembly